CCCAGUCAGAGACAGUGGAGAAUGAUAAUGGGACGUAGACUGGUCAUGUUAAUGUUCAUGGCUCUGUAUGCAGACUCAUACAGCCACUUCAACAAACUCAGUGAGGACACACACACUAGGCUUAAGAGGAAUCUUUGGAGCCAGAGGAAUCUUUCCUCCAUCCCUCUGGGCCUGGAUGAGGGGCUGAUAAAGCUAGAUUUGUCAAACAAUCUGAUCAAAAACUUCACAACAAUUAACCUCCCAUUCCUGGAGAGACUGGAUGUAAGCUACAACCAUCUGAGUUUUAUACAUACGGGCGCUUUCAAAAACUUGGUCCAGCUCCACGACCUCAACCUGGCAAGCAACUCGUUAAACAACAACAUAAUCAGCAACAGUCAAGCCUUCAAAGACCUCCACGUACUGAGAAGUCUGGACAUCUCAAAGAACAACCUGGACGAGGAGGCGGUAAAACAAUACCUCAGCAGUGCAUCUUCGCUGGAUUGCCUGACAGCCACGGGAAAUGUUGUGUCAAAACUAACAACCCAGUCUUUUGCCAACACCAAAAACCUGAGAGUCAUUAACUUAGAGAACAAUCUGAUUUCAAAAAUCGAAGAGGGAACUUUUAACCCCUUGAAAAAGCUUGCUAAACUGAACUUGGCCCGGAAUAAUUUGGCCGUUAUCUGCGACUUUAAACUUUCCCAGGUGACUUAUUUAAACCUCAGCAGAAACUCCAUAGAGUUCUUCAUAACACAUGAGACUGAAGAGGUGUAUAAUCUAGAAGUUCUGGACUUAAGCUACAACAGUCUUCUCUACUUCCCCAUUCUGCCAAAACACAACCACUUGAAAUAUCUCCAUCUACAAAACAAUAGACUGGGUGCAUUAGGAAUAGUGAACUCAGUCGCAGAGGCAAAUCAUCUUUAUAAGGAUGUAACUGGCAGCAACCACUCCCGAACAGAGAAUGAGAAAGACAGUGUAUAUUCUGACUGGCAAAUCAUGCCAUUAGUUCACUUAGACUUGAGCAGUAACCACUUUAGAUCAUUCCCCCUAACCAUGUUCAGAGAUCUCCAGUCUCUGGAAACCCUCAACAUCGGUAACAACUGCCUGCAAAACAUCAGCAAUAGUAAUGCCCUCAGUGAAGAUAGUCGGACAGAUAUCCAUAACUGCUUACUGCCAUCCUUACUUCACAUAAAUCUAAAGGACAAUAACAUAGAGUAUCUAUCCUCCAACCUUUCCACUACUUUUCCUAAGAUAGAGACAAUGGUCCUUAAAGGCAAUAGGGUAAGACCCUGCUCUGGACAAUCGUUUAGCAUAUCUGAUCUCACUACAGAUGUGCAAUGCAUUUCUUUCAGUAACAUCAGCACCCUGAAGCACUUAGACCUCCAGGAAAAUGGAAUAAAAACACUGCUCCAUGGUGUGUUUGCAAACAGUCCUUUGGUCUCUCUCAAUCUGGCUGGCAAUAAACAGUUAACCAUUGCCAAAAAUGCUCUUAAGGAUGUGCAGAAUACCCUACAAUUUCUAAGCAUUGGACAGAACAACGUGACCGAUUCUCAGUUUGGUUUGGCAUGUAUGAGGGAACUGAGAAUCCUGAAUGUAUCCGAUAACAACCUGAAGAACCUUCCAAGUACUACUGCCUGUUCCCCGCUGUUGGAGUUGGACGUGAGGAAUAACAGCUUGACUACUUUAAAAAAUGUGACGAUGUCUCAUUUAUCUAUUAUUUACAUAAGUGGCAAUACUUUCAACUGUUGUCAAGCCACAUGGCUUCAAAGUUUAAAACAGGAAAAUGUAACAAUACCAGACUUGGACAGAACAGAGUGUUUCCAUCAAACUGAAUUCAUCACUCUUUCUGCUUUAGAGAAUUCCAACAUUAUGUGUUUUGAUAAAGUGACAAGGGGCUAUGCCCUUCUGUAUAUAAUCAUUCUUUGUUGCGUGUUUAUAUUUGUAUUAAUUGCAACAUUUGGCUACACACUAAGCAGAACGUCUUGCCAUUUUGUAGACCAAUAUUCUAUUUUCAGUGCAAGCAGUAUUUCCCUUACAAAUCUUGUCAGAGAUUAAGUUAUGAUUCAGAAGUUCAGAAGUUAAAAAUAGAAGGUAAAAAUGAGUAAGAAACUGAAGUACUGAGUGGUAUGGUCAAUAAAGUCUUCAAUCCCUCUUUUA
Alosa alosa (allis shad) is the source of this 2133-nucleotide messenger RNA. Its product is annotated as transforming growth factor beta activator LRRC33-like. The transcript is spliced from 2 exons. Gene Ontology annotation, cellular component: extracellular matrix. Gene Ontology annotation, molecular function: protein binding. Lineage: Eukaryota; Metazoa; Chordata; Actinopteri; Clupeiformes; Clupeidae. The coding region runs from base 22 to 2031 and encodes 669 amino acids. The record is from RefSeq and is a predicted model, not a curated record.